AUGCAUGGUGGUUGGAAUAGCGACAGGAGUGUGGUGGCUGGAUUAGCGACUGGAGCGCUUUAUAAAACGGCGGCCAGCCCUAGGUCGGCGGCUGUUGCCGGAGCUAUUGGUGGAAUAGCGGUGGGAUUAGCCAUGACGGGGAAGCAGAUUUUGAAGAGAUACGUUUUUGUGGCUUUAUUGGUUGAUGAAUAUUUGUUCAAUGUUGCUGCUUCAUCCAAUCUUGCCCUCAAACAGCCCACCAUCAGAGUUGUGGCUAUUAUAGCUGGAGCUUUCAAAAUUGGUGACACUGAAGGAACAAUUGAUAACAUUAUUCAAUGCAAACUUUACAGACCUGGAUAUGUUGGAUUUGUCUCCAAAUCUUGCGAAAACCAUUCACGAGUAAAGCGCCCAGAGCCUGCUGACCUUUCUGAUUAUGAAUUGAGAGGUUACAAAAUUAGUGUGGGAAUGACUGAGAAAUCUGCUCCAAGAGCUCCUCCUACUCAUGAGCACGGGUCAAAAUUUGAUAUCACUGUGUCAGUUUUGUAUGUUAUUUCCUAG
Molecule: messenger RNA, 537 nt
Organism: Lactuca saligna
Lineage: Eukaryota; Viridiplantae; Streptophyta; Magnoliopsida; Asterales; Asteraceae
Source: the annotation of a GenBank genome assembly